This is a messenger RNA of Musa acuminata subsp. malaccensis (wild Malaysian banana), 2864 nucleotides long. Its product is annotated as GBF-interacting protein 1. The record is from RefSeq and is a predicted model, not a curated record. Lineage: Eukaryota; Viridiplantae; Streptophyta; Magnoliopsida; Zingiberales; Musaceae.
UCUCUCUCUCUCCCGUAGACCCCAUUCCUUUCUCCUCGUCUCUCUCCCUCUCUCGCUCUCGCUGUAGCUUCAAAUAUGAACGGCGGCGGCGCUAGGGUUUCGAUCCCGCCGAGCGUGCGGCGGACGAUCCAGAACAUCAAGGAGAUCGCCGGCCACCACACCGACGAAGAUAUUUACUCGAUGCUAAAGGAGUGCGCCAUGGAUCCCAACGAGACCGCCCAGAAGCUCCUCCUCCAGGACACUUUUCAUGAGGUGAAAAGGAAGCGCGAUAAGAGAAAUGGGAAUGUGAGAGAGCAUUCAGAUCGUAGAUGGAGGCCAGGGGCAUUAGGGCGAGGAGGUGGCGGAGGUCACCAAAACUUUUCUAACCGCUACUUAUCCAAUGAUGUUGCUGACAGUAGAAACAUUACUUCUGGUAAGGAGAAUGGAGCGGAACAAGGCCCAGACAAAGACACUACAUCUGUUUUACCUAUUGGUACUGGCAAAGGGAACAAAUCUACAACUUUCAUCUCAAGCACUGUAUCUGGCAUCACAAACAGUCACAACGAAACAGAUAUGUUGUUGUCAUCUCAGGGAUGUUUGUCCCAGGUAUCUAGUGAUAGUACCAUAACCUCAAGGGAAGAAUGUUCUGCUAAAACCAAUCUUGUGACUGUGCCAUCACCUGUUGGCUGUAGCCCAGGUAAACUGGGUACUAUCAAGCAUGUAAUCCAGUGUGGAGAAACAGUUGCUGAAAUGGCGACGAACAAGGUUGUGUGCGAUGCUGUCUCACCUCUGAUGGGAAAAGGGUCCAAAGAAAUGAGCAGUUCAUAUGUAAAUCGAGAGAUCCAGGUUAAGUCAAAAGGAUCUGAAGCAAAUCAACUCACAGGUGCUUCUGAAGCUGCAUUUUCAUCUUCUGAAAUGGGACCUACAGGAAGCAGAUCAUCUAAUUAUGGUAACCAUUCCCAGCAGCCAGUUGGUUCACAGAAAGCAGUUGUUCCUAAUAAGGAGUGGAAACCAAAAUCAGCACACAUGGAUCAUACCCAGGCAUCUGGAAUUGCUGGCAAUUAUGAUGUACCUAUGAUGGGCAAUGCUGUCUCUCAGUCAGUAUCAGUGCCAGCCUCAUGCUCUGUUGAACUGGAGGAAACUAUUUCAAAGCUUGAAAAGAAGCUAGAUGAAAUGCAACUCUCAGUUAGACAACAUGUGAUCAUUCCUGAUCAUCUUCAAGUCACAGGCUCUGAAAGACAUGGGUUGAGUUUUGGAAGCUUUGAUGCCUGUUUCAACGUCGGUUUUGCAAAUGGCGACAAAUGUGACAAGAGUGCUACACAAUUAUCAGGAUCGCUUCAAGAGAACGAAGAAAAUGUUGAGCAGCCUUCUUCAUGGUCAGAUAUUCCAUUGUGUUGUAUUCAUAUUGCAUCCUCAGCUUCUCAAGAAGACCAUCCAGAUCAUAUACAAUCACCCAGACAGAUGCCAGAAAAUUAUUCAUCAAGGGAAGCUGGGAUUUAUGGCACAUCAGCUACAAAAGAGUAUGGCCAAGCCAAACAAGAACCUGUUAUAGCCCCAGAAGAUCCUAAAAUUCCAGUUGUUCCAUCUAUAUCCAUGAAUUCAACAUUUGGAUUGGCACCGCAAAUGUUUGGAAACCAGUUUGUACCCUUCUGGAGCUCCGAGCCUGGGGCAUGUGAUACUACUCUGCCAAACUUUGUGAAUGGGAGCUCUGUUAUUUUAUCUACAGCUGGGUCAACUCCUCUCGCAACUCAAGCAGUUGGUGCCAUGCAGAGUUCUGGUGUUGUUUCCCAGCAACCAGUUCCCAUAUUUCGGCAAACUGCUGGUGUACAUUUAUCGCAUUAUCCAAUUUCAUAUGGUCAAUAUCUCUCACCAUUCUAUGUUCCACCUCCUGCCCUUCACCCUUUUCUGAGUAGCGUUGCGUUCCCUCAGCAACCUCAUAUUGGCAGCAUGUAUCCACAUCCUGGAACUGCAGCAGCUGCUGCCCCUGUCAAGUUCUCCCUUUCUCAAUAUAAGCCUGGUCCUAACAUUAGUAGUUCUGCUUUUAUUGGAAUCCCAGCGGGUUAUGGAAGUUCCAACUCCACCCCAACUUGCUACACAUAUAGUCCUGUUGUGAGUAGUGGUAACUCAACUAGCAAGGAGGAUCUCAAUUCAACUCAAUUCAAAGAAAAUAAUAUCUAUAGUUCUGAGCAACAGCAGAGUGAAGGUUCAGCUGCUUGGAUUCUGGCACCUGGGCAGGACAAUUCCAGUCUUCAGACUGCUACUGCUUUCUACGGUAUGCCGCCUCAUAUGACAUUAGCACCCACACAAACUGGCCAUGGUGCCUUGGGUGGGAUCUACCACCCUGCAUCCGCUGCUGUUCAUCCUCUUGUCCAGCAGUCUCAGGCUGCAGCUGGAGCAGUAGAAAUGGUGGGCCCUGCUGCGGGUGUUUAUCAACAGCCACAACAUGCACAGAUAAAUUGGACUGGUAAUUAUUGAGCGGAAAGCUGAGGCUUUGCAACAGUAAGCAAUGAAUCAAAAGGUUUGGAGGCUAGUUUUGAUUGCAUCUGGAAAGCUACUUGGGAAGCCUGAUCCAAAAGGGUGUGGAUAGAUUUCGUUAUCAGAUGUUGCCGAUAGUAGAGGUUAUACUUCAGAGACAUCCUGCUUGUUUGCUCUCUCAGUUGCCGGAGUUGUCCUUAUUGGUGAAAAGCUUAAAUUUUUGUCUUUUGGAUCUUCCUCUUCUGAUGUGCAUCAGAUGACAAAAACUUGGGAGGGGUAACACAUUAAGUUGGUGAGUUAUAAUUCUUUCUAGCGUCGUACCUGUAAAGUAAAUUUUGAUGGCAAGAGAAUGUAUACCCACUGUUGUACUUUGGUAUGAUGGAAAUAACAGUUCAUUAUCAUUUCACUCA